Centropristis striata (black sea bass) is the source of this 2356-nucleotide messenger RNA. RefSeq names its product platelet glycoprotein Ib alpha chain. Gene Ontology annotation, molecular function: protein binding. NCBI's taxonomy places the organism in Eukaryota, Metazoa, Chordata, Actinopteri, Perciformes, Serranidae. The record is from RefSeq and is a predicted model, not a curated record. The transcript has 6 exons. The coding region runs from base 1 to 2091 and encodes 696 amino acids.
AUGCAGCUCUUCGUCGUCCUCCUCGUCCUCGUGUCCUCUCAAGGCAUGGCGGUCAUGGCGUGGGCCGGCUGCACCAGAGACCGGGACAAGGACCACCGGACCCGGGAGAACUGCACGGUGCUGGGCUUCAGCGACGUCCCGCCAGGAUUCGAACCCACGACCAUGGUUAUGUUGUUUCCCAACAACCUCUUCUCCAGUCUGUCCUGGUCCUCUUUCCAGAUCUUCACAAAGAUCUACGAGAUCGACCUCACAGCCAACAAGGUUCCAGAGGUGACCCCCAGUGUAACUCCAAUCCUGCCCACACUCAGUGUUCUCCGGCUGGGGUCGAACCGUCUGACGUCCCUCCCUGACCUGUCCUUCUCCGCCUGUCCUGCUCUGACUGAACUCUACCUGGACAACAACGCCGUGGACUCUCUGAGCGACCGCACCUUCUCUGGACUCAGCAAGCUGGAGAUCCUGGACUUGUCCUCCAAUCGUAUCAAGGUGCUUCCUGACCUCUUGCUCCACCCACUCCCUGCCAUAGAAACCCUUUUACUGGAGAACAACAAGAUCGAGGUGGUGCCAGAUAAUUGGUUUAGCGAGAAGGAGGCGGUACCAUACCUCUUCUUCUCAGCCAAUCCCUGGACCUGCUCCUGUUCUCUCGGUUACUUGCGCCGAUACCUUGACGAAUACGAAUUCAACUUCUAUGUCCGGGAUGGCCCGAGCAUCAAGAGCAAUGGAGAGAGCGUGAUCUGUGGCUCCCCUCAGUCGUAUAAGGAUAAACCUGUACUGAGUCUGGAAGAAUCUGAUCUUUGUCCACCUGCAACAAUACUGCGCGGAGACAAAAUCGAACCAAGAAUUGAAACUGUCCAUACCACUCCACCAAACUCUGCUUUUCCUACUACCCUAACUCCUAUUCCCACUACUACAACCACUUCUCCUACUCCUAUUCCUACUACUACUACCACUUCUCCUACUACUACUACCACUUCUCCUACUCAUAUUCCUAUUACUACUCUCCCUACUCCUAUUCCUAUUCCUCCUACUACUCCUGCUUUCAUUCCUUUCUAUUACUACACCUUUAGAGCCACCUUGGCUCAGCCCAUUGUUACUGCUUUUCCUGCUGCCAGACUCUCAACAAAGAGUCCAACCACAGUGACGCCAUCUACGCCAGCUGUCACUACGCCCACAAAAGUCCAAUCCAUUCCUUCGACCGUAACAUCGGCAACACUGACACUCCGGGUAUCCACGACAACAGAGGCAGCUGCCACAUCGCCCCCUCCCUGGGUGAUCAGGGAAGUCACAGACGGUAGAAUCGAUGCCGCCAAAGGUGCAGCGGUGUUCUGUUUCUGGCUUUUCGUGGGGUGUCUGCUGAUGUGCGUGGCAUCCGCAGCAUGUAUAUUGGUGACCGUGACGAGGCUCGUCUUCUGGUACAGGCAGGUGUACAAGCCACUGAGCAUGAUGCUGGCGAGGAGGCGGGGAGGUGGUGACAGAAUGGCGCUGUUAGCGUGCAGCAGAAGGGAAAGGAGAGAGGUGGCAGGAGGAGGAGGAGGAGGAGGAGGAGCAGUGAUGGCGCUGUAUCGCUCUGUGCUGUACAUCCACAAAGAGGGAGGAGUACCUUCAGAGAGAGAAGAUGGAUGGAAGGAGAGUGAUAGAGGGAAUGACGGACUUCUUGUCACUCUGGUGCCAACAGGAAGAGGAGGAGUGCUGAAAGAGGAAGAAGGAGAAAGAGUAGAGAGGGAGGAAAAGGGAGUGUACAGGAAGACGCUGUAUCGUCUGUGCAGCAGAGAGCAGGAGGUGGAGGGGUGGAGGAACGUGAUGGAGGAGUGUCAGGUAUCUGCAGGAGGAGGAGGAGCAGCAGGAGGUGGAGGAGAAGGAGCAGGAGGAGGAGGAGGAAGAAAGAGCUACAGUGUUAUUCUGAGGGAGGAGAGGGAGGAGGCGGGGGGAGGGAGGGAGGAGCUGGAGUGGGUGGUGGGGGGUUGGGAGGUGAAGAGCGGAAGUGAGGAGAAGGGGGCGGAGUCCAGGAGCAGCUGGGGGGAGUGGCUGGCACACUACUUACCCAGCAUGCCCUGGGGUGUGGCCACGCCUCCUGAUGGCGGGGCAGCUCAGUGAUGUCACCGGUGGAGCUGCAUCAAAUAUUGGCCCAAAGAAUACAGUCUCAGGAUGUUUUUAUGUAACAUUUUACUCACUGUGUCCUCGAUUUCAUGCAAUAUACAAUAUAUAUAUAAAUCUAUAAGUCCUGCAGCUUUAUGGAAUCAGCAUUCAAAGCAAAGCAACAGAAAGAACUCAGAAAUGUCUUCUGUUAAGGAUGGUUAUAACGUAGGACGGAGUAUUAGCGGCACAUUUAGAAAAAAAAAUUAAUUAUGAGAUUACAGUC